This is a messenger RNA of Vigna unguiculata (cowpea), 732 nucleotides long. The record is from RefSeq and is a predicted model, not a curated record. Lineage: Eukaryota; Viridiplantae; Streptophyta; Magnoliopsida; Fabales; Fabaceae.
AUGAUCAUCACUUUAGAUGACGUCUGGUCGCUCCUCCAUCUUCCCAUCACUGGACAAUUUUGCUCCACUGAAAAUAUUGAAUAUGAAGAUUCAGUUGAGAUUUUGAUGACACUUCUUGGUGUUGAUCGGGCCAUGGCUUGCGAUGAGCUGAAUCAAAGUCGGGGUGCACAGGUCAGACUUAGCUGGUUGAGAGAGUUGUAUGAUAGUUGUUGUGAUAAUGAGCUAUGGGAGUUUGCUGCACGUGCAUAUCUUUUGCACCUUGUAGGGUGCACGAUAUUUGCUAAUAAAAAUGCCACCUAUGUUCGUACACAUUACCUCGAGCUAUUUAGAGAUCUCCCGACAUGUCGUAGAUAUGCUUGGGGAGUUGCUGCUCUUGUCUACUUAUAUGAGCAGCUAGGAGAUGCCAACUUUGCAAAUACAAAGCAAUUAGCUGGAUAUCUACCUCUUCUACAAGCUUGGAUAUAUGAGCACUUCCCUGCAUUGGGAAGGAAGCAAUUACGGGAUACAUAUGUGGAGACCGAACCCCGUGUCAUACGUUAUGUCACUGGACGCGCUAUUUCUGCUAUAACUGAUGUUAGACUCCAGCUGGAUGCCUUGACAUAUGAUGAGAUGAUUUGGAAUCCAUAUGUAGCACAUAGAGCUGGUCGACCACUUCUAACAAAUGGCAUGUUUUCUGGCUUCCUGAGGCUUGGUACCCUCGUACACCGUCAUCUGCCAGAGCGUGUGCUGUGA